Messenger RNA from Limanda limanda (common dab), 782 nucleotides. It is a transcript of the gene rhoab, whose product is annotated as ras homolog gene family, member Ab. The record is from RefSeq and is a predicted model, not a curated record. Gene Ontology annotation, molecular function: GTPase activity; GTP binding. Bases 129 to 710 code for a protein of 193 amino acids. Gene Ontology annotation, biological process: cell migration; stress fiber assembly; small GTPase-mediated signal transduction. NCBI's taxonomy places the organism in Eukaryota, Metazoa, Chordata, Actinopteri, Pleuronectiformes, Pleuronectidae. The transcript is spliced from 5 exons. Gene Ontology annotation, cellular component: dendritic spine; cleavage furrow.
CGCUCCCGUGAACUAAUUCAUUGUGAGAGCCUGGGAGGAAGCAGCGAGCGACUCGACGGGUCGGUGAAACCAGCUCUGCUCCGGGAAACGCUGAGAAGAUCCGACUGCGAGCCACAGAAACUACAGGAAUGGCAGCCAUUCGUAAGAAGUUGGUGAUUGUGGGGGAUGGAGCUUGCGGGAAGACCUGCCUUUUGAUAGUCUUCAGCAAGGACCAGUUCCCUGAAGUCUAUGUCCCCACUGUGUUCGAGAACUACGUUGCUGACAUCGAGGUGGACGGCAAACAGGUGGAGUUGGCUCUCUGGGAUACGGCGGGUCAGGAGGACUAUGACAGGCUGAGACCUCUUUCCUAUCCAGACACUGAUGUCAUUCUCAUGUGCUUCUCCAUAGACAGCCCUGACAGCUUGGAAAACAUUCCAGAGAAGUGGACCCCUGAAGUCAAACACUUCUGCCCGAAUGUUCCCAUCAUCCUGGUAGGAAACAAGAAAGACCUGCGUAAUGACGAGCACACGCGUCGAGAGCUGGCCAAGAUGAAGCAGGAGCCAGUGAAAUCAGAGGAGGGCCGAGACAUGGCUGGACGAAUCGCAGCAUUCGGUUACAUGGAAUGCUCCGCCAAGACCAAGGACGGCGUACGGGAGGUGUUCGAGAUGGCCACCAGGGCGGCACUGCAGGCCCGCCGCGGAAAGCAGAGGAAUAAAUGUGUACUGCUGUAAAAUGGCCGACACAUUUGGACUGUUUUCACCCUGGGCUACUGUACAUGGGACUGGGGCAUCGGGAGGGAUUGC